Messenger RNA from Lentinula edodes (shiitake mushroom), 1393 nucleotides. RefSeq lists its product as uncharacterized. Gene Ontology annotation, molecular function: protein kinase activity. The transcript is spliced from 4 exons. The record is from RefSeq and is a predicted model, not a curated record. The coding region runs from base 279 to 1181 and encodes 300 amino acids. Gene Ontology annotation, biological process: protein phosphorylation. Lineage: Eukaryota; Fungi; Basidiomycota; Agaricomycetes; Agaricales; Omphalotaceae.
AUAGUAGUAUUGCUGAAGCCCUCAGCCCUCCGCCGAUAACGGAAUGAGUUUGAGUCUACGCAAAAACUUGAGAGAUAGAAGUCGUACUACAAACUUGUAUGAGAUUAUUUUCGCUCUCCAUCGUAGCUGCCUAUCUAAGCGAAACAGCUAUGUAUCCCAACUAAGAACGCGAGUUGGAAGGAAAACACGCGAUAAAAAUCAAAUCAUGCAAAAAGCAUGUGACUAAUUAUUCGGCGCCGGACCGAUAUCCGAGAUUCGAUUUAAACCGCUGCUCUCAAAUGCUUUUUGCGUCUUUUCUGUCUCUUCGUAAUCGGAUGGCGUCUUAUACUCGUACUCUUCACGUUCGAUUUCCUAUGGAACAAUGGCCUGGAUGGUACAUUGCCGAGCUCAACUUGCAGGCCCAGUCUAUCACUUCCUUUUUGUCUCCCGACUCGAGCCCUCCACCGACGCCACAAUUAGAAUCUCCUGGGUUCGACUCUGACUCGGACUCCAACAGAUCAUACGAGCUUUACAACGAUGACUCUAGGCUUACCCUGAAGGUUGACCCCGAUACCUGCACUGAUUAUGGCUCCGAUUCUCCCGUGUUUCGUGCUUUUGUCGUGCGCGACCGUGACGAUUAUGGCAAAGAGUGCCGCCGUUCUUCAGGUUCCUUCUCAAUGAAUGAAAACAAAGGAAUAGCGUUUCAUGAUCCGAAGACCCCAAUUGCUCUCAAGUUCGCUUUACGAGAGGAUUUAUUAGAUGAUCUAGCUCAAGAGGCAGAAAUAUACGAGGGCGCACUAUGCUCUUUGCAAGGUGACAUUGUCCCGCAAUGUUAUGGUUUCUUUACCGGCAUCGGUUCAGAAGGGCAAAGGAUCGCCUGUUUGGUAUUAGAGUAUUGGGGUGAAUCUUUGCAAGUGCCUUUCAGAAAGCUUCCAAUCGACGUAAGACUUCGGAUAUUAGAUAGCCUUGGCGAGCUUCACAAGUGCGGUCUGCAUCAUGGUGAUUUUGCCGAAAGAAACGUUCUCAUGAACGAUAACGACAUCCGUCUCAUUGACUUUGAUCAGUCUGUGUACCACGAUUGUGAUUGUGAAACCACUUUCCAGUUUCGUCUCGAAGUUGGAAAACAGAUACCUGAUGUGACAGAGUUUGGAUGUCCUACGCUCUGGGAGAUAUGUCGGUCAGAUAUGGGCAUUUGGGGGUGAAGUGGCAGCUAGACUAGUAGGCAAUAUGUAGAGGGAUUUCACUUGUUUGAUGUGGCGCAAGAAACUCGUUCUGAAUCUCAAGAAAAAUCGUUUAAUAUCUACGGAAUACAAUUGGACCUCAAGGGCAGACCUUGAAAACCCCCCAAAAAAAACUUCGACGAGAGAUUGCCUUAUCAAGGACACCAUCGCAGCAUAUAUCAUCCCACCAUAAG